Molecule: messenger RNA, 3306 nt
Organism: Eleginops maclovinus (Patagonian blennie)
Lineage: Eukaryota; Metazoa; Chordata; Actinopteri; Perciformes; Eleginopidae
Exons: 6
Coding region: 183-836 (217 amino acids)
Source: RefSeq, a predicted model, not a curated record
AUCCAACCUGGGAUGGAGUAAAGCCUGUCGUAGCCGCCAUUACAAAACGCGAAGGAGCCACAGAAGCUGCAGAACAUUUUCUACAUUAAAAAAAAAAAAUCUAAAAUAUAUAUUUAUUUUUACUUGCUACUAGGGAAGUUAUUUUAAUUUUUGAAUCUACCUCGCCUGUGUCACCAUCUGAAAUGGAUGCAGACACAGAACAAAAUGUGAGCGGAACUUCCAUGAUUUCCAAGGAUGAAUCUCAAAAAACCUUAGUGGACAACAAAUUUAGGGGUCGUGGGUUUAAAAGCCGCGGUCGAGGGGGACUGAUGAGUCGAGGCAGCAUGCGUGGUGGGCGGGGCAUGGUAAAAGGGUUUGCUCCAACUGGAUACGGGAGAGGUGGAGGGAGAGAAGGAGCCAUGAACGGAUUUUCACCCAUGAGAGGAAUGAGGAGGAUGCGACCUUACCCAGACCUGAGAGGUCAUCGAGGAAGGGGUGGACCAAUGGGCAUGGGCCCUCCUCCUCCCCCACCUCCCAUGCACCUCAGAGGCCCUUUUCCACCCAUGCGCAGGCACGGACCCCCUCCACCUCCUCCUCUGGGUCACCCUGCUUUCAGAGGGCCUCCACCACACCCUCGAGGUCGCGGGCAUGCUUCCUCCUGGACCUCCACGCCACUUUCAUCCCCGAGGCCCAAGAGGCUACCACAAUGGACCAGUCUCUCCUCCGCCUCACCGCCCACCUGGCAGAGGCCAGAGGUGGCCAGGGCCCCCUGGUGGCCGACGCUUUUAACACAGCCUGCCCUAAAAACGAUAACCAAACACUUUUUAAUGCAGAAGGGGCCUAAAGUGGUGCAGUAAACGCCCCAUAGUCAUGUGUUACACCACGUUUCUGAGUAUUUUCAUGACAUACUCUGUGGCCAAAUGUCUGCAUAAUGGUAUUGUCUACUGGCAAAGAAUUAAUGUGAAAAUAACUAAUCACAACAUAAAAUGCCUCACAACUUUACAAUGUAAAGGCAUUGUAUUAUCUAUGUUACAGAAAUACUGUUAGUACUGUAGGAAGUAUUUGACAUUGUCAAGAAAAAGCUUAACAGUUUUGAAACCCCUGUUCUCAAAGGGAAGAAAUUUGUUAAAGUUCGUUAAAUGUUCUGUGGUUCUUGCCUUAAGAAGCUUUCCUGAUCCGUAAUAAAAUAUGGGCUGCAAUGUAUAUUUGAAAAUUGGGAAAGUUGGGUGAAAAAUGAAUGAAAGAGUGCACAGCAGCCCUCAAGCACCACUGUAAACUAGCUUAGUACAACUUUACCUCUUAAACCUCACCUUUUGUUACAUGGAAAUAGUUAAGUAUUAUAACCUCACUAAGCAGUGGUGUGACUUUUGUUAAACACUUCCACAUUUUCCAACUGAAAAGACACUUGUCAAGUAUUCAUGAGUAUUUAAUUGUAUAUCAUGAACGUGCAGCUAUUUUGAGUUACCAGUAUUGCUGUUUAAAGAUUCAUGUUUGUCUACAGCAAACUAUCUUGUAAUGACAAAGUGGAAAAGACAUUAAAUAUUAUAUUGAAAAUAGAUUUCUAGUAGAUUUUAUAAAGAAAAUUAUUAUUUGCUUCAUUUAAGGACAAGUUACUCUUGACUGUGUUUUUUGAAGUGUUUAUAAAUACUCUUAACUGUAAUUUACCUAACUCUUGUGAACCUGUGAAUGUGUUUUAAUGAAAACCGUCAAGACAUAUGAGGUAGUCGUGGAAAAUAAAAAUAAAAAUACACCCAACUUCUCUAUUUUUGUUUUUAAUUGAUCUGUAUUAUAUGGAAAAUAAUGAAUUGCAAUGUCAAAACUAGAACUGUACACUGUAACAGUAUUUCAGAUUUGCAAGUGAACACUUUAUCCAUUUUAAUAAAUGCACACUAUUAUAUACCUUUGGAGGACGAUUAAGAGCCUUUAACGUAACAUUCAGACAGCUGAAACACAUUGCAGAUAUUAACAGACUUGAGAUGUGUCUUUAAAUUGCGCUUUUAGUAACUUUAAAAAUGAACUUAUGUUACCUUAUGAAUUUCACUGGAGGACUCAGAAACGCUCCACUUAAAGCGCCACAGUUCAAAUUCAGUGGUAGCAUGUCUAAAAGGAGGACAUCUGCACAGGAUAAACACUCUGAUAUGGAUUUCGUAUUUCUGUGCUGCUAUGAUAAUAUCUUGGCAAUAAUUGUAAUUUGAUUUCAAAGGGAUUAGUAUAUUACAUUUAAUGUUAUUUCAAUGCAUUAUUUCUCCUAUACUCCUGUACAUUUUAAAUAUUUAGUUUAUAAAUAUAGAAGUUAUAGAUGUUUAUAUUUAGGUUAUAGCAAAAAGCAGUUCCAGAUGAUCAAUUUAAUGAUUACUACUCAGUGAUAAAUAGACAUUUACAAAUAUUCAGCUACAUUUUUUUGUGAAUGUGUGUAGCUCCAUAGUGUGCUGCUUUUUCUGGUCUAUUGAAUUUAUAAAGAUAACACAAACCCCAGCUGUAAAGCAAAGGCCCCAUCUUUUGAAGACACAUUUAUUAUUAAUACAUUUACUGCCAGCGCAACAAAGGACUUUCCAUGAUUUCUAAAUGAAAGCGGGUUUUAUUUUCGAAGGCACUCGGAAUACGUCAAGUGGUAUUUGUCUCUUUCAUAAACUAGUCACAACAUGUGUUGCCCUCCUCCUGCUCUCUCUCUUUCUUGUCUUCAGCACUUUGAGUACAUGUUGCUGCCUCUCCAGUCUCUGCAGUCCCCUCUUGUUUCUCCCUUUGGUUAAUUAUAACAGCCUGACUGUUGUUGUCUCCUGAAGGGGGGCACACAGUACAGUUUACCUCCCGGGCCACAGGAUCCCAGGCCCUCCCUUACAUCCGUCCCCUGAGUCACCAGCGGCGUGACACUGAGUUCAGGAACUUCCCUUGGAAAGGUGAGUCUCCUUUUGUGUCUUUAUCUCUAAACCCCUUGCUCUGAUGCGUUGAGAUUCUGUCUUUCAGGAGGGAUGUUGAAACCGAUGUGCAGCAGUAACAAAUUGGGCGAGACCACGAUGAAUAGUCAUUAAAGGUUGUUGUAUUUAAUUUUUAUAAUGACUACAAUAAAUACAUUAUUGAUUUAACAACUAACAGGAAAGUGUAUCUGUACUGUCAAAUGUUAGCAAGAUCAGUGAGACUGUAAGCCCACCUUCAGGUAAUGUAUGGAGCAUACAAGUACUAAGCCUUCUAUCUCAGGAUAAGUGGGCCAUGUAGUAUUUAUUACUUUAAGCAGAGCAUACAUAUUACAUUCUCUCAUUUACUUUUGUUUGUUUUGCCCUGAAAUAUCUUUGUAUACCAAUAAUUCAAUAAAAGCAAAAAAUAAAUGUA